AUGGAGAAAGAACGGAUGCUCGGUUUGUUCCUGGUGAUUUUAAGCAGUUUAGUGGAGGCUUUUCAAUCGACACAGAUUUAUGACUACACCAAAUAUCACCCCAUGGAAGAGAUAUCCAGGUGGAUGGAAGAUGUGGAGCGAGGGAACCCAGAGCUGGUCUCCUCUGCCGUCUAUGGAUACACUUAUGAGGGAAGAAACAUCACCCUGCUGAAGUUGGGACUAGAAAACCCGGAGGGCAGAGAGAAGAAGGUUAUCUGGGUGGACUGUGGUAUCCAUGCUCGAGAGUGGAUCGCUCCUGCCUUCUGCCAGUGGUUUGUCAAAGAGAUCGUGCACUCGUAUUCUACCAAUAAGAAGCUGGAGCAGAUGCUGCAGAACCUUGACGUCUAUGUUACUCCUGUGGUCAAUGUGGACGGAUACGUGUUCACCUGGGCCAAUACCAGCACUCGUCUGUGGAGAAAGUCUCGUUCGACCCCUCCUCCAGGCAGUAGCUGUUAUGGUGUCGACCUCAACAGAAACUUUAAUGCCAACUGGGGAACGGUCGGAGUGUCGUUUGACAGUUGUUCGAACACCUACUGUGGGAAGUCAGCGGGGUCAGAGCCAGAGGCGAAAGCUGUGAUGGACUUUGUUGGUAGGAUGGUGAACAAGACUCUGUGUUUCCUCACCAUCCACUCUGCUGGGCAACUUAUACUCUUACCAUACGGCCACCCGGAGAUCUCUGCACCCAACUAUCAUGAACUGGUUUCAGUCGGUGAGGCAGCGGCAGAAAAGAUGGAGAAGGUUCAUGGAAUGGGCUACACUGUCGGAACAUCUCCACAAAUCCUCUAUCCAAACUCAGGCUCAAGCCGCGACUGGGCUCGUCUCAUCGGCAUCCCGUUCUCUUACACCUUUGAGCUGAGAGACAAAGGUGAGUUCAGCCACUUGCUGCCAGAAGAGCAGAUCCAGCCGGCCUGCGAGGAGGCCUACGCAGGAGCUCUCUCCAUCAUCGCACAUGUUCACGACAAGACCUUCAGCAGCGGCAGCCUCCCUCACGCUGCUGUUUCUGGGCUGCCAAUGAUCAUUUGGAGCACCAUCAUCACUGUGUUUCUCAGCACAGGGGUCUUUGUGUGA
Pseudoliparis swirei is the source of this 1107-nucleotide messenger RNA. Its product is annotated as carboxypeptidase O-like. Gene Ontology annotation, molecular function: zinc ion binding; metallocarboxypeptidase activity. Lineage: Eukaryota; Metazoa; Chordata; Actinopteri; Perciformes; Liparidae. The transcript has 11 exons. Gene Ontology annotation, biological process: proteolysis. Bases 1 to 1107 code for a protein of 368 amino acids. The record is from RefSeq and is a predicted model, not a curated record.